AGAGGCUGUGAAUGCAGAUUCCCUGCGUCCCCGCAGCCCCAGGGCCUCUGCCCACUGCCCAGCUCCGCAUCCCUUGGGCAUCCAGCCUUACCACCUCUCUAGCAUUUUUGCCAUUAUGACCGCGGUUCCCGGACUGCACCAACUGCCCUGCAACCCAGCACUUCUUGGAGAAGACGCCGAGAUAGACCGACCUGGGCGUGCGCACCGCCCCCUCCCAUUUCCCACUACUUUACUGCGGGCUGCCCUCGGGGGGCGGGGCCCGGCUCCAAGUCUCCGUGAGGUCACUGCGGGCGGUAGCCAAUCCGGGGCGUCUAAGAGGGCGGGGCCCCCGUCGGGUCCCUGGAACCAAACCCGAUGGAGAGUAGGGGGGCCCCCCAUGAAUUUGGGGGGGAGGGGAAAGCCAUGAGGGGCACCCCCCCAGAACCCCUUUCCCAGGCGCGAGUUCUCCGGUGAAAGAAGCGAAAGAGACACUUUCCCCGGGAUCUUAAGUGUGGGUGCCGCUGGCUGGGGGGCCCGUCCGGCUUGGAAAAGAGAAUUGGCAGAGGGAGCGGACUACGUGCCAGGCCAUGGCCCUUCAGCCCGGACCCUGGCUACAAUGACCUCUUUGCCCUGCCCGCUCGCCGGCCGGGACUCCUCCAAAGCUCUCUUCCCAGACCUUACCCCCGUCCCGUCGGUAGUGGCUGCCUACCCGCUUGGCCUGUCCCCUACAACCGCAGCCUCCCCCGAUUUGUCUUACUCCAGGCCGUAUGGCCACCUCCUGUCCUACCCCUACACCGGGCCAGCGAACCCCGGAGACUCCUACCUGCCCUACCAGCAACCGGCGGCGCUCUCUCAGCCCCUCUGCGGCCCCGCAGAGCACCCUCAGGAACUUGAGGCAGACUCGGAGAAGCCGCGGCUGUCCCCGGAACCCUCGGAGCGGCGCCCGCAGGCCCCGACCAAAAAGCUCCGCAAGCCAAGGACCAUCUACUCCAGCCUGCAGCUGCAGCACCUAAACCAGCGUUUCCAGCACACGCAGUACCUGGCGCUGCCCGAGAGGGCCCAGCUGGCAGCGCAGCUCGGCCUCACGCAGACCCAGGUAAAAAUCUGGUUUCAGAACAAACGCUCUAAGUAUAAGAAGCUCCUGAAGCAGAAUUCUGGGGGGCCAGAAAGAGACUUCCCUGGGAGGACCUUCUCCGUGUCUCCCUGCUCCCCACCCCUCCCCUCCCCCUGGGAUCUACCCAAGGCAGGGACCCUGCCCACCAGUGGCUAUGGCAACAGCUUUGGAGCCUGGUAUCAGCAUCACUCCUCAGAUGUCCUGGCUUCGUCUCAGAUGAUGUGAGUCUGGGGAAGGGCUGAUCAGGCCCCCAGCACUCCUGCAAAGCCCAGGACCCAGGCCAUCUGCCUGCACCUUCUCUGGGCUGGGAGGAAACCAGCUCCAGAUGGGUUUUCUCUGGAGGACAAGGAGAUAGAGGAGAGAAAGAGCAGAGCCUGUGCCCCUAGAUCAAGGACCUUGGCCAUAACUGUUGUCCCUACCACUACCAUGGACUGGACACCUUCACUCCAGCAGGACAAAUGCUCCGGAGAGAGAGCCAUUGACUGGAGUUGAGACUGUCCCCGGGACCCUUGGUUUUGCCACUCCCCCCACUACAGCCUGGGUACAAAACCAGCAAGAAACAUGGAGUAUUUUUUUCUCUGUGUGCCUUGGGCCUUGCCCAGCCCAUUUGUGAGGGAAAGCAGAAGUGGACCUCAACAGGGGCUACCAUCAGCUCCCACCUAACCAGCAAUUUUUCCCUGAGGUCAGCCCGUUACCCCCAUCACUGAUUUACGUACUUACCAUCCUUGGAGGUAGAAGAGAUGCAGAAAAAUGUAGAGUUCAUGGACCUAUGGGUAAUUUAUGCUCUCCUCCU
Callithrix jacchus (white-tufted-ear marmoset) is the source of this 1886-nucleotide messenger RNA. RefSeq names its product distal-less homeobox 4 (gene DLX4). Lineage: Eukaryota; Metazoa; Chordata; Mammalia; Primates; Cebidae. The record is from RefSeq and is a predicted model, not a curated record. Gene Ontology annotation, biological process: cell differentiation; embryo development; regulation of transcription by RNA polymerase II. Gene Ontology annotation, molecular function: DNA-binding transcription factor activity, RNA polymerase II-specific; RNA polymerase II cis-regulatory region sequence-specific DNA binding.